Lodderomyces orthopsilosis Co 90-125 is the source of this 858-nucleotide messenger RNA. RefSeq lists its product as uncharacterized. The transcript has a single exon. NCBI's taxonomy places the organism in Eukaryota, Fungi, Ascomycota, Pichiomycetes, Serinales, Debaryomycetaceae. The record is from RefSeq and is a predicted model, not a curated record. The coding region runs from base 1 to 858 and encodes 285 amino acids.
AUGGCAGCAAGUCCACUUUGGUUACUCCUCGACCUUUUGAAGGAUCCAGAUACGUCCAAUAAAAUUGUCUUGCAAAUGGCUUGGUCUCAAGUCAAGGCAAUUGGAAUUGGAAAAGUAUUGGCCGCUUUAUUAAGUGCAUUGACCGUUGGUGUGUCAUCAUUUAUCAGAAUUCCACAAAUCCGUAAAUUGUUGAUCAAGACUGAAGCUGAUCGUGUUGGUGUUGCUAAGGGAUUGUCUUUACAAAGUUUGACAAUUGACACGUUAAACAGUUUAGUUCAUGUUUCAUUCAAUUCACACAACAAUAUACCUUUCAUCAAUUAUGGAGAAAGCUUGCUUUUGGGUAUACAAAAUGCCAUUAUUAUCUUAUUGACCAAGUAUUACAGAUUGAGAGGAAAUGAUGAAAUUGACAAUGUAUCCAAAUUACCAUUGUCAGAAGCUAUCAAGGAAUUAGCUGAUGGUUUGGCUCAACCACUUUUGAUUAUGGCAGGUGCAGUAAUUUUUUUCACCAAGGUCGCCCCAUCUAGUCUCAUUUCUACGUUGGAAAUCUUAAACAUUCCAAUCUCAAUUAUCUCCAAAAUUCCUCAAAUUAAAGCCAAUCAUAAAUUACAAACUGUCAGCCACUUAAGUGAUGUUGUCUUGAGAGCUAAUGUACUUGGCUCAAUCAUUAGAGUGUACACUUCAUACACCGACUAUUCUACCAAGGCAAAGAGAAAUAAAAACACUGUGGAUGAAAAGAUUUUGGUUGCCGGUUAUACCACGUCUUUGAUUAUGAACUCCAUCUUGUUAGGACAAUCUAUCGUUUAUGAUAAAUUAGGUAAAGGAAAACGUGUUAAGGAUGAGGAGACCAAGAGGGAUUAA